This is a messenger RNA of Zophobas morio, 808 nucleotides long. RefSeq names its product U5 small nuclear ribonucleoprotein TSSC4. Bases 100 to 717 code for a protein of 205 amino acids. The transcript has a single exon. The record is from RefSeq and is a predicted model, not a curated record. NCBI's taxonomy places the organism in Eukaryota, Metazoa, Arthropoda, Insecta, Coleoptera, Tenebrionidae.
GUCUGGUAGCUAUUUGACAGCAUUGACACAGCAAUCAUAUUAUCAUAACAACGAGUGUUAUUUUGUCAAAAAUAUCUGGUUGGUUAUCGUUUUACAAAAAUGGUGUUGGGUCAAAAUGAGGGUCACAAAAAGUCAACCACUUCAUUUGUUUUACGAGGCAACAAAGAGUUUCUCGAAAGGCAAAAAAAUGUUUUUGAUCAGUUAACUACAACGAAAUGUAAUCUUCGCCCUGAGAAAGCUAUCGAUGUAGAACCCAACACGCCGAAAUCAUCAGGCCGAGUAGUAACCAAGCAAUUUCGUGGUAAAGAAAGCAUUUUUAAAGUUCCUCAAGAUCCCGUUAAUUACAUGAGAACAAUUCCUGAUUUUAAAAAGAACCCACAUAAAUGGACAAAAUACUCACUUGCAGAUGUCAAGGAUGAAGAUAUGUCUGACUCAAGUAACACAAAAACAGCUCUCUCAUUUUUGAAUGAGUUAAAGAGCAGAAGUGUAGAAGACAUGAGAGAUGCUGAUGAGGAACCAAAGAAAAUUGUUUUCAAAAAGUUUACGCCAGAAAGUGGAAGUUCAAAGUUGGAAGUCAAGGCUAGUUUCAGAAGUUCAAAACGUGUCAUGCCAGAAUAUGUUGUUGGGGAGAAGAUCAAUAAAAGAAAAAAGAAUCACAAUUCAGGAAGUUCGGAAGGUCCCCAAUUAAAAUUAGAUCAUUUAUUUGAAGAUGAAUGAAUUUGUAUUUAUAUACACCAUUUAUUUUGUGUGGAAACAUUUGUUAAAUUAAGAGAUAUCUUAUGUAUAAUAAUAAUGUUAUAAUAUUUUA